This is a messenger RNA of Alexandromys fortis (reed vole), 6229 nucleotides long. RefSeq names its product C-type lectin domain containing 16A (gene Clec16a). Gene Ontology annotation, cellular component: endolysosome membrane; late endosome. The transcript is spliced from 22 exons. Bases 182 to 3496 code for a protein of 1104 amino acids. Gene Ontology annotation, biological process: endosome to lysosome transport; regulation of autophagosome maturation; endosomal transport. The record is from RefSeq and is a predicted model, not a curated record. NCBI's taxonomy places the organism in Eukaryota, Metazoa, Chordata, Mammalia, Rodentia, Cricetidae.
UCGAACGGCCGGUUCCGGCUGAAUGUCAGUGCGGGGCUGUGGGCGGGGGAGGAAGGUGCUUGCCGGUCUCUCCGCCGCCCCCGCUGCUGCCGGCUGGGCUUGAGAUGUUGCCCCGGACGCCUGGCCGCUGGGCGGAUCGGACAUGAAAACCUGAGGCGGGCGGCGGGGCUGGGCUGCGGACAUGUUCGGCCGCUCGCGGAGCUGGGUGGGCGGGGGCCACGGCAAGUCCUCCCGCAACAUCCACUCCUUGGACCACCUGAAGUACCUGUACCAUGUUUUAACCAAAAACACCACCGUCACAGAACAGAACCGGAACCUGCUGGUGGAAACCAUCCGUUCCAUCACUGAGAUCCUGAUUUGGGGUGAUCAAAAUGACAGCUCUGUGUUCGAUUUCUUCCUGGAGAAGAAUAUGUUUGUUUUCUUCUUGAACAUUCUGCGACAGAAAUCAGGCCGUUAUGUGUGUGUCCAGCUACUACAGACCUUGAACAUCCUCUUUGAGAACAUCAGCCAUGAGACAUCACUCUAUUAUUUGCUGUCUAAUAACUAUGUAAAUUCAAUCAUUGUCCAUAAAUUUGACUUUUCCGACGAGGAGAUCAUGGCAUAUUACAUAUCGUUCCUGAAAACACUUUCGCUAAAGCUCAACAACCACACUGUCCAUUUCUUCUACAAUGAGCACACCAAUGACUUUGCCCUGUACACAGAAGCCAUCAAGUUCUUCAAUCACCCCGAGAGCAUGGUUCGAAUUGCUGUGAGAACCAUCACCUUGAACGUCUACAAAGUGGAUAACCAGGCCAUGCUGCACUACAUCCGAGACAAAACCGCUGUCCCGUACUUCUCCAAUUUGGUCUGGUUCAUUGGGAGCCACGUGAUCGAACUUGACAACUGUGUGCAGACCGAUGAGGAGCACCGGAAUAGGGGAAAACUGAGUGACCUGGUGGCUGAGCACCUGGACCACCUGCACUAUCUCAAUGACAUCCUGAUCAUCAACUGUGAGUUCCUCAACGAUGUGCUCACAGACCACCUGCUCAACAGGCUCUUCCUGCCCCUCUAUGUGUACUCCCUGGAGAACCCGGACAAGGGAGGAGAGCGCCCAAAGAUCAGCCUGCCGGUGUCCCUCUAUCUUCUCUCCCAGGUCUUCCUCAUUAUCCAUCACGCCCCACUGGUGAACUCUCUGGCUGAAGUUAUUCUGAAUGGCGAUCUAUCUGAGACAUACACAAAGCCUGCGCAGGAUGUUCCCAGAAGUUCUGCCAAGCCCAGCAUCCGGUGCUUCAUUAAGCCCACUGAGACACUUGAGCGGUCCCUUGAGAUGAACAAACACAAGGGCAAGAAGCGGAUGCAAAAGAGACCCAACUACAAAAACGUUGGGGAGGAGGAGGACGAGGAGAGAGGGCCCGCUGAAGAUGCCCAGGAAGACGCUGAGAAGGCUAAAGGUACAGAGGGUGGUUCAAAAAGCAUGAAGACAAGUGGGGAGCGUGAAGAGAUCGAGAUGGUGAUCAUGGAGCGUAGCAAGCUCUCGGAGCUGGCCACUGCUGGGGCCUCAGUGCGGGAGCAGAAUACCACAGACGAGGAAAAGAGUGCUGCCACAGGCUCAGAGAGCACGCAGUGGAGCAGGCCCUUCCUGGAUAUGGUAUACCAUGCCCUGGACAGCCCCGAUGAUGAUUACCAUGCCCUCUUCGUGCUCUGCCUCCUAUACGCCAUGUCUCAUAACAAAGGCAUGGAUCCUGAAAAACUGGAGCGAAUCCAGCUCCCAGUGCCAAGUGCAGUUGAGAAAACCACCUACAACCAUCUGCUAGCUGAGAGACUCAUCAGAAUCAUGAACAAUGCUGCCCAACCAGAUGGCAGGAUUCGGUUGGCUACACUGGAGGUGAGCUGCCUGCUCCUGAAGCAGCAAGUACUGACCAGCUCCGGCUGCGUCAUCAAGGAUGUGCAUCUGGCCUGUCUGGAGGUGAGUCCAUGCCUUCCCUUCCUAUGCUGUCCCUCAGCUGAGGAGAUCAUUUACGAGGCUGCUGGCACUGCCGGUUCCACAAUUUUACUUUCUGGUGAUUUACAAGAACUUGUAAUGGAAAACAGAUGGCCUCAAAAGCCAAGAGCAGCAUUUGGAGUACUGUGUUUAUGGGGUAGGAGUAAACUUCUCUUCACUCCCUUCUUUUCCUUGCAGGGAGAAGAGAUUUUUUUGGACAUGUUUGAGGAUGAGUACAGGAGCAUGACAAUAAAGCCCAUGAAUGUGGAAUAUCUCAUGAUGGAUGCUUCUAUCCUCCUGCCCCCAACGGGCACUCCACUGACUGGCAUUGAUUUUGUGAAGCGGCUGCCAUGUGGUGAUGUGGAGAAGACGCGGCGGGCCAUCCGGGUAUUCUUCAUGCUGCGUUCCCUGUCACUGCAGCUGCGUGGGGAACCUGAGACCCAAUUGCCACUGACUCGGGAGGAGGACCUGAUCAAAACAGAUGAUGUCUUGGAUCUGAAUAACAGUGACCUGAUCGCAUGCACAGUCAUCACCAAGGACGGCGGCAUGGUUCAGCGCUUCCUGGCUGUGGAUAUUUACCAGAUGAGCCUGGUAGAGCCUGAUGUGUCCAGACUCGGCUGGGGAGUGGUCAAGUUUGCCGGCCUUCUUCAGGACAUGCAGGUGACAGGAGUGGAGGAUGAUAGCCGUGCCCUGAAUAUCACCAUCCACAAGCCUGCCUCCAGCCCACACUCUAAGCCCUUCCCCAUCCUGCAGGCCACCUUUGUGUUCUCUGAUCAUAUCCGUUGCAUCAUCGCCAAACAGCGCCUGGCCAAGGGCCGCAUCCAGGCCAGACGGAUGAAGAUGCAAAGGAUAGCUGCCCUUCUGGACCUCCCAAUCCAGCCUACAACUGAAGUCCUGGGAUUUGGACUUGGCUCCUCCUCCUCCCAGCACCUGCCUUUCCGUUUCUAUGACCAGUGCCGCCGAGGCAGCAGUGACCCCACAGUGCAGCGCUCUGUGUUUGCAUCCGUAGACAAGGUGCCAGGCUUUGCUGUGGCCCAGUGCAUAAACCAGCAUAGCUCACCAUCCCUGUCUUCACCAUCACCACCGUCUGCCAGUGGGAGCCCCGGCGGCAGUGGGAGCACCAGCCACUGUGACUCAGGGGGUUCUUCCUCCACACCCUCGGCAACCCAGAGCCCAGCAGAUGCCCCCACAACUCCAGAACAGCCUCAGCCUCACCUUCUAGUCCAGUCGGUGAUUGUGAAUGAAAUGGAUGUCAACUCCAAGCCCAGCAAGAACUUGGCCAGGAACUCUGAGGUGGAGACCAUGCACCUGUCCCCCAGCCUCCUCCCUGCCCAGCAGCCCACCAUCUCCUUGCUCUAUGAGGACUCUGCUGACACGCUGAGCGUUGAGUCGCUGACCCUUGUGCCCCCAGUCGAUCCUCACAGCCUGCGAGCCCUCACUGGCAUCCCCCAGCUUCCUGCACUGGCCACAGCAGGCCCAGAGACCCCAAAUGAGGACACUGUAUACCCAGAGCCUGCGAGCCCCACAGAGCACUGAGUGGGCACCCAGGGAUCUCCCUUUGUGUAUGCGGCCUGCUGGUAGGGACCCCAGUGUAGUUUUUGACAGCAAGACACAUCGGGAGCACCCACAGUUCUCCAUGGCCUUGGAAGCUGUCCCUGAUACCUCUCCCUGCAAGACAGCCAUGGACCACUGGAGUUUCUCAUUUGCUCUGAUCUCUUCCUGAGCAGGCUGGGAUCCAGAGACAGCCUUCUGUGUACAGGUGAUGGCACUGGCCGCCCAGAGGGGUCCCGACAGCCCCGGGUGGCACCCUCCUUCAGGCAGCUCCCUUGUUUUUCUCUCCCCAUACGCACAGAAGCGGACAAGGUUACUUUGGGUAGAACUCUGUAGAGAAGCAUCUAGAUAAAUAUCUCUUUCAGGCUAUUUAUUUCUGGUUUUGGCAACAGGUGAAGAGAUUUAUUUAAAAAGUACUAUUUGCAGGGGGGGGAGCAAAAAGAAAAAGUCCUCAACCAUGAGGCUCCAGGUCACACUAGAAGUGCCAGCUGUUAAGGUUCCCCUUCUGUAGAACUUUGCCGUGUAUUUAUUCUGAAGUUGUGGGUGUCACUUCCUCUGUUUCCCUGAGUGAUUCUUGUUUCUCUGUCCCAAAUUCUACAAGCCUGUGGGAUGAUAAAAUCUCUCCCUGAAACAUUCAAAUACUUCUAAACAAGAAGAACUAUGGCCAUAUGGAGUGAGAAAGCCCACUUUUGUGCUGUGAUCUAGGUGACGUCUGCCCUGCUCAGGAUACCACACAGGCACAACCUGCAGCAGGCUUACUACCUUCUCCUUCAUCAAGAAAGACCACUGAGACCAAGGAGGCCCUAGUCCAAGUGGCCAUGACGGGAGUCAAAGGAUUUAAGACACAGGAAGUCAUCCUCAGAUGUAGCCAGCUUCCCAAUAUGCAUAUGGAUGCCCAACCAGGGGCCCAGCUGCAAAUCAGGUGACCCAAAAGCAGACUCUUCCCUUCCCUAUCCAUUGCUGCCUCUAGCAUACAGCUUGUUUCAGUAUGAAAAUCCCAUGCUUCUCGGUAUGUGCCAGCAAAACCCAGAUCUGUCCUAUCAGCCCCCAGCUUUCCUUUGCAUGCAAUCAGCCAGACCACCACUCAUGGCUCCAUGGCAAGGCUUUCUGUUGUCUUUCCUGCCAGUACGGCCUGAUCCAGUGUCACUAUCUACAAAAGGCUAACCACGAGGGUACCCUGGGGAGGCCUGUCACCAUCUGCCCAUCAGAAGUCCUUGCCACCUCUGUUCAGCCCACUUCCCUGCAGCCCCAGUGCUCCCCAGGAGGGGAGUGGUGCCGGUGUGGACUGGCCUCUCUGGUUUUUAAAAGCACUUCUGCCUAGAGGCAAAAGCUCCAAAGGCAGUGGCAAGAAAGGAUGUGCCGAGCCCCUGGAAAGGGAGGAGAGUGAUGGCCACCAAAAGAAGGGUUCUCCCAGCCCCCACAACCAACCCUGGUUAUUUCUUGAUCAUCUGCAGGAAGGGGUAGUCAGAGAAGCAGGCACUUUGGGUUUUGAAAUGGCCGUUGCGAGGGCAGCAUAAAUGUUAUAAAAUGCAGUGUGGCCAGAGAGAAAUGCCUGCAGCCAACCUUAACCCACCCGUGCAGGUGGGCCCCACCCCUUGGGACUAGCCUCUUCUCUGCAAUCAGGAGGUUUCAAGGAAGGGAAAAGGAGCAAGGUGGUGAGCAAACUCCGAAAGAGCAGCUGCUAUGGAGUAUUCAUCAAGGACAAGCCUGCCCUCCACAUCUUGUAAGAUUGUUUCCAAAGGCUUCCUGCAGCCAGGCACCCAGGGGUACCUCCAAGUGUGCAAAAAUGAAUUUCCUGUGCACAGAGUCCUUGGCUCUUUGCUGAUGAGGGGGUCCUGGAGGAAGGAGCUGGCCAGGACGCUUUCUCACUAGGUCUUGAUGGCAGUGGGCACAACCCAGUCCUCAGGAACACCUUACUAUCUUGGCAGCUGCUCUCUAGGCAGACCCAGCCAGAGAGAACAUACUGGGUCUCCCAUGGUCAGCCAUGGGAGGUAGAACUGAGGGAUAUCAGGUCUAAAAGGUCACGCAACUUCUGACUUGGAGGUCCCAGAAUCAGCCUUCAGAACUGUUAGUCCCAUCUCCAAGGGCACGCAUGCCAUGCCUGCCCUGGUCUCUCUCCCUUCUGCCACUGCCCUGGGGCAGACUAGCAGAGCUGUCCACAUAAGCCCCACAUCUCAGUUUUGACCAUCACCAUAGAGAAUGGAGCACUGCCCCUCCUAUUUGGAGGCAUGGGCAGGGGGGAUACUUCCCACAGGUCAGACUCAGUGUAGUGGUGAGCUCUCUGUAUGGUGGAGGUGGUGGAAGAGGCUUCCAGAGCUGAUCCUCUGCUAUCUCACCCAGCCUAGUCACCCACUCACAUACUUGGAUUGCCAGGGGCUGGAUGACUACAUCCCCUCCUAAGGACGACACUGGCUUUCUCUGUGGCCUCUAAAAUGCACAGUUGUAAAUAAGGCACAGGUAAGCCAGGUCUGGUCUUUUGUAGAUGCAAUAAAUAUAUUUCAUGCAGUAACAAUGGGUAGAAGGUUAAAUGCUUCCUCCCUCAGAGCUGAAGCUGUAAGGGACAGUGGCAGAGGGGGACAGGGCUGGGAAGCUCUGGCCAGGGAAGUGCCUGCUUCUGCCAAUAGGAUUUAGGCUUUAUGGGGACUAAACCCGAGGGGGGCAUGAAAGCUAGAACUUCCUUGUAAGUUGGAACUUGGCAAUAAAAAACAAAACCAAUGG